AUGCGCAAGAAUGAAUAUUGGUUUAUACCGUAUGAUUAAGAGUUCAAUAGAAAAAAUUAUAAUUAAAUAAACUUUAUGAAAUAUGACAAUUUUAUUAAGUCAUUACCAAAAUUUAAAGAAAUUCCUUAAGAUUAUCAUUUAUCAAGCCAACCUUUAGAGCAAGAUAUUUAAAUAAAUGUAGCAAAUAUUAUUGGGGAGUUGAUCAACUUUUUUUAACCAAAUAACCCAGAUAUAUAUUCUACAGAUUAGUAAUGGGUUGAAUUUGUAAUUAGAACUUAGCUCUUUAUUAAUAUCGAAAAAUAUUAUUGCUUAAUAUUUUGGAGAUUUAACACUAGUAAUCAGUUUUGUUUAAAAAGAAUUUGGGCGUUUUACGUCAGGUUUUUAAAAUUUCUGGAAGCAUUUUAGCAAGCCGUUUAUAAAUUGGAUGGUCAUAGAAAAUCUAAGUCAAUUGAAGAGGUUAAAGAUUAUUUGCAUGUAAAAUUGCCUGGUCUUAAAUUAUUUUUAGAAAAUGUAAUAUUAGAAAUAGAUAGUGCUUUAGAUUCUAAUUAAAGAAACAGUAAACCUUCAUCUGGUGUCUCAAAUUCUUUUAAAUAAUAAAAUUUCUAUUAUUAGAAUCUUCUUUUUGAAACUAUCAAAAACAUUGUAAAACACUUUACUAAAUACCCAAACAUUAAGUUAAUUGAGUUCAUAUAGGCUAAAGAAAUCAAUUAUAUAUAUUAAUAAGUACUUGAUUCGAAUGAUGAAUCUUCAAAAGUUUUAGAUUCUAUAUUGAAUAAAUUUGAAAAAUCAACCCAACAGCCAGUGGAAGAAAAAUUUGAAACACCAUUCUUAAAAAAUAUUGUAACUAGCUAGUCAAAAAGAUUUUAACCUUAAGAUUCAAAUAAUGCUCAUACUAAUUUCCUAGAAAGAUUCGAACCAAAAUUUACUUCAAAAAAGAACAAUGGGUCUGAACUUAAUACCUUAUAAACUAAUAGAAUGUACACAACUCAAAAUAAUACUUUGACAUCAGUUAACACUGAAGCAACUGAUGAAACUAUCGUGGAAGAUGCUGAUGAUUACAAUAAUUCUAGUAUUGCAAAAAGUUUGAUGCAAUUAAAAUAUUCUUAGGGCUAAAGUACAGCAGCAUAAAAUAUUCAAUUUACAGAAGUCAGUAUUUACAAAGACUCACCAAACUUUCCAAGCAUUUAAAAAAAUCCAAUGAUGUCAUUUCUUUUUCCAGAAGUUUAUGAAUUUUGUAAGAAUAAUACAAAAUAAAAAUAAGGUGUGCAGAAUGAUUUGAAUCAUAAGAUGAAGUUUGGUAAUGAGUCCAAAAAGGAUAUAGAAAAAGCACUUAAAAAAAAGAAUGAAAAUCUGAAUUCCAUUAAUGAUAUGUAUGAUGAUAGCUAUGAAGAUGAUAGUGGAGCUGAUAAUUAUGAUGAUGAGGAAGAAGAAGAAUAAGAAGAUAUUGAUUAUUAAAAUAAAAAUGAAUAAAAUACUACUCCUUUUAGUAAAUUAAAUUUUGAAAUAGGUGACAGACUUAUAGAAGAAGUGAAUGCAGCUGAUGAAAAAUUAGUUUAAAUCUAGGACAAAGAUAUUGACUUUGACUAAAAUAAGACUAAAGUCCCAUAGAUUAAAAAAACCGAUGAUGUAGCAGGGAUGGCAAAUAAAUAUAAAGCAUAGUCUAAUGCAGAUUAGUAUUCAAUGUCUGAAAGCAGUAACAUGUAGGAACAUCCUUAAAACGAAAAUGUAAAUAACUUAUAGAAUUAAGAUAUGGAAGAUGAAAAUGAUAAACCAGAUCCUUUUGAAACUCCAGCAGAUAAACAUUUUGAUGAAGUUGCUAAAGAUACAAAAGAUGAUGAUAUUUUUGAUUAUUCAUACGAGAAAGAUGAAGACGAUGAUGAUGAGUCAGAUAUUGAUAACUCACAGAAUGAUGAUGAUAGUGGAAAUGAUGAAAAUGAUAGUAUUGAUGAUAUGAAUAGAUAAAGUGUAGUAGAAAAAGAAAAAGUUAAGUUAAGAGUGCCUUUUACUCAAUUUAAAAGUCAAAUAGAAAAUAGUUUUAUAUAAUUUUUAAAAGAAAGCUUAUAUUCAUAAGAGAAUGAGUAAGACACUCACAUUUAAGAAAGUGUCGAGUAAUCUCAAUAGAAUCUUUAGAAAAAGAAAAAAAAUAAAGUACCUCUUAAAGUAAUAUUUCCUGAUAUUAGAGUUGUCCAUAUAAUUGGUAUGAAUUUUGCUCCUUAUUACAGUGAAUGCUAUUGGAUGCUUUAGAGAAUGAAAAUAUAAGAUAAAAUAUUGCUAAAAAGAACAGCAAGAAUUUAAAAAUAUUUCAAAUAUGCAAUGCAUAUUCAAACAAGCGAAGAAAAAAAAAUAGAUGUAAACGAAAAAGAUAUUUUAAUUGCUGCUCCUAUGCUAAAUAGAAAAAGAUUAAAUGCUUGCGAAUAAAAAUAAAUUAACUAUUGA
Molecule: messenger RNA, 2436 nt
Organism: Tetrahymena thermophila SB210
Lineage: Eukaryota; Ciliophora; Oligohymenophorea; Hymenostomatida; Tetrahymenidae
Exons: 6
Source: RefSeq, a predicted model, not a curated record